AUGGCUGCAUUUUUACAGUGGAGACGAUUUGUGUUUUUUGAUAAAGAGACAGUUAAGGAUCCCGGAGAAAAUGGGAAAAAUUUCACAUUACCAGUUGGCAUAUCGGCUUGUGAUUCAGGUCGGGGGCACAUUGUUCUCGGAGAUAUGGAUGGUCAGAUUUGGUUUUUGACUCGGUCCUUGCAGCUGACAUCUUUCCAAGCCUACAAACUCCGCGUGACUCACCUGUACCAGCUGAAACAACAUAGCAUUCUGGUCUCAGUAGGCCAAGAUGAACCUGGAAUAAAUCCACUGGUAAAAGUAUGGAAUCUAGACAAGAGAGACAGUGGGAACCCUCUGUGUACCCGGAUUUUCCCAGCCAUUCCUGGAAACAAACCCACAGAAGUGUCCUGUCUGAGUGUACAUGAAAACCUUAACUUCAUGGCUAUAGGCUUUACAGAUGGAAGUGUGGUGUUGACAAAAGGAGACAUCACCAGGGACCGACACAGUAAAACUUUAACCCUUCACGAGGGAAACUGCCCAAUCACAGGACUAGCUUUUCGUCAGGGUGGAAAGGUCACUCACUUGUUCGUCGCCACCUUAGAGAAAGUCCAGUGUUACACUCUGUCCGUGAAGGAGUACCCUCGACUGGAACUGGACACACAUGGCUGUGCGCUGCGCUGUUCUGCGCUUACGGACCCUUCCCAGGACUCCCAGUUUAUCGUUGCUGGGGAUGAGUGCGUGUAUCUGUACCAGCCUGACGAGCGUGGGCCUUGCUUUGCCUUCGAUGGACACAAGAUCCUGGCCCACUGGCACCGGGGUUAUCUUCUGCUUCUUACUCGAGAUACAAAAUCGCCCAACAAGCCAGAUUUUGGAAGCAGGGAGACAUCACCUUCGGAAAAGCAGAUCUUAACGAUAUAUGACCUGGACAACAAGUUCAUCGCCUACAGUGCUACAUUUGAUAACGUCAUUGAUGUUUUAGCGGAGUGGGGCUCAUUCUACAUCCUUAUGCAUGAUGGACGGAUGUUCGUUUUGCAGGAGAAAGACACUCAGACCAAGCUUGAGAUGCUCUUUAAGAAGAACCUCUUUGUGAUGGCAAUCAACCUGGCCAAGAGCCAGCACUUGGAUAAUGAUGGUCUCUCUGAGAUCUUCAGGCAGUAUGGAGACCAUCUGUAUCUCAAAGGGGAUCAUGAUGGAGCUAUUCAACAAUACAUUCGCACCAUUGGGAAGCUCGAACCCUCCUAUGUCAUCCGCAAGUUCCUGGAUGCGCAGAGGAUCCACAACCUUACCGCGUACCUUCAGGCUCUACACAGACAGUCCCUGGCCAAUGCUGACCACACUACGCUGUUGCUUAACUGUUACACCAAGCUGAAGGACAGCUCCAAGCUUGAGGAGUUCAUAAAGAGCAGCGAGAGCGAGGUCCAUUUUGAUGUUGAAAUAGCCAUCAAGGUGCUCCGCCAAGCUGGAUACCACAGGCAUGCUGUGUUCCUGGCUGAGAAGCACAUGAAUCAUGAGUGGUACCUGAAGAUCCAGCUGGAGGACCUGAAGAACUACCAGGAGGCUCUGCGGUAUAUCGGGCGGCUGCCGUUCGACCAGGCAGAGAGCAACAUGAAGCGCUAUGGUAAGACCCUGAUGCACCACGUUCCAGAGGCCACGACUCUCCUGCUGAAGGGCCUGUGCACGGACUACCAGCCCAGCCAGGACUCUGCCGACAGGGAGAGCGUGGAGAGAAAUGCCAGUUCGGAGGAGUUCAUUCCUAUCUUCGCUAACAACCCCAGGGAGCUUAGGGCCUUCCUGGAGCACAUGAUUGAGGUCGAGCCAUUUUCACCUCAGGGUGUAUAUGACACACUGUUGGAGUUACGACUGCAGGACUGGGCACACGAAAAGGACACAGAGAAAAAGAAGGUCCUGCAGGGGGAGGCCUUGUCACUCCUGAGAAGUGACAACACAGUGUUUGACAAGGCUCUUGUCCUGUGUCAAAUGCACAAUUUUAAAGAGGGAGUGCUCUACCUGUAUGAGAAGGCAAAACUCUACCAACAGAUCAUGCACUACCACAUGCAGAAUGAAGAGUAUGGAAAAGUGGUUGAAGCCUGCAAGCGCUUUGGGGAUCAGGAGGUUUGUUUGUGGGAGCAGGCUCUUGGCUACUUUGCACGUAAAGAGGAGGACUGCAAAGCCUACAUCAGUGAAGUUUUGCAACACAUUGACCAAAAUAACCUAAUGCCGCCCCUUCUUGUGGUUCAAACACUAGCUCAUAACUCCACCGCCACACUGUCGGUGAUUAAGGACUACCUCAUAAACAAGCUACAGAGAGAGAGUCAGCAGAUUGAGGACGACGAACGGAAGAUUCGGCAGUACCGUGAAGAGACCGCCCAUCUGCGCUCCGAGAUUCAGGAGCUAAGAACCAGUGCAAAGAUCUUUCAGAAGACCAAGUGCAGCAUGUGCAACAGCCCCCUCGAGCUGCCGUCAGUGCACUUCCUGUGUGGGCACUCUUUCCAUCAGCACUGCUUCGAAAGCUACGCUGAGAGCGAGUCGGAGUGUCCGACGUGCACUCCCGAAAACCGCAAGGUCAUGGAUAUGUUAAGAGCCCAAGACCAAAAGAGAGACUUGCACGAUCAUUUCAACCGCCAGCUGAGGUAUUCUAACGAUGGUUUCUCCGUGAUCGCUGAUUACUUUGGCCGAGGAGUGUUCAACAAACUGACGUUGAUCACCGACCCUCCAGGAGGGAAGGCGGGGGCGGGCAGUCUGGAGGCAGACCUGCAGAGAGACCUGCUCAUUCACACUAAGAGACAAGUCUGAUCCCCCUGGCUGUCGUCUUAGCAUUUAAAAUGAAAUCCCUUAUGUGUAAAGCUGUACAUGAACUUUGAUCAUGGGUUUGCAAAAUGGUUCUUGUAAUUAAGCGCUCUGUUAUGAAUGAAGUUUAAUAUCUGCUCUUCUUGAGGCAAACUGUAAACUGCAGGAAGGAGGACUGGAAUGAAAUAUGCAGCUUUUGGAAAAUUAAAGUGGGAUGUUUGUACCACAUGUGUAGCAAGCUUAAUGUUGUGUUUGUCAUUUUGAGCUCCUAUGUAAGGUCUGAACUUCUAAAGAACUUGUAAACGCUUGUUGCAAUGCUCAUUUCUCAGCACA
Messenger RNA from Chanos chanos (milkfish), 3099 nucleotides. RefSeq names its product VPS11 core subunit of CORVET and HOPS complexes (gene vps11). Gene Ontology annotation, cellular component: endosome; HOPS complex. Gene Ontology annotation, molecular function: protein-macromolecule adaptor activity; protein binding. Lineage: Eukaryota; Metazoa; Chordata; Actinopteri; Gonorynchiformes; Chanidae. The record is from RefSeq and is a predicted model, not a curated record. The transcript is spliced from 16 exons. Gene Ontology annotation, biological process: vesicle-mediated transport; intracellular protein transport; endosome organization. The coding region runs from base 1 to 2772 and encodes 923 amino acids.